Messenger RNA from Epithele typhae, 978 nucleotides. RefSeq names its product DnaJ-domain-containing protein. NCBI's taxonomy places the organism in Eukaryota, Fungi, Basidiomycota, Agaricomycetes, Polyporales, Epitheliaceae. The transcript has 5 exons. Gene Ontology annotation, biological process: cellular response to misfolded protein. The record is from RefSeq and is a predicted model, not a curated record. Gene Ontology annotation, cellular component: endoplasmic reticulum membrane. Gene Ontology annotation, molecular function: Hsp70 protein binding. Bases 1 to 978 code for a protein of 325 amino acids.
AUGUUCUCAUAUGUCUUCGGCUCAGCCAGCACCUACUUCCAUCUCCCCAUCGAGGACGACGAGGGCCUCCUCGACGACGACUUCAUCCCCCCCAGCACCCGCUACAUCUCCUGGACCCCCUCGAACUCCCCCUCCUCCGACUCGUCCUCGUCUUCCAGACCUCCUUCUCCGCCCCUCAAGCCAUCAAUACCGCGACAGUCACCGCACGCCAAAGCCGUCAUCACCGAUAUCCUCGCCGAGAACGACUGCUAUGCUGUUCUUGGCAUCCCCCGCUCCCCUCAUCUCGACAAGCUCACCCUCCGACGCGCGUACCUCGCGAGAAGUAAAGCAUGCCAUCCAGACAAAUUUCCCGACAACCCCGAGGCUACCCGCGCUUUUCAGAAGGUCUCAGUCGCGUAUGACAUCCUCAGCACGCCCGCAUCCAAGCGCAUGUACGAUUCCCGCUCCCAGCACGCUCCCUUCGAUUUCUUCUCCUCAAGAACAUUUCCCCAAGCAGAGGAGACCUUCCGCAGUGUCAUCAUAGGCGUCAUAAACGACUUGCUCGACGGCGACCUCGAGAUGGUCCGCACAUUGCUUUUCGCGGUGAACAACAUGAAUCCCUCAUUACAGCUCGGAGAAGAAGGCAUCAACUCCGUGCUCACCACCAUCGAGUCCAUUCGAACCCGCGCUCUCGCGUGCCGGACGUGCGUCUUCGCGCUCCACCACGAGGUCUCGCGCCUGCUCGAGGUCCAGCGCGCGUUCCGGCAGCUCUCCUACUUCGACCUCCGCCGCCGCUCCCACCUCAUGAUCCAGUUCGCCCGGCUGACGAUCAGCAUGCCCAUCGCGCUCGAGGAGGCCCUCCGUGCGCAGAAGGAGGAGGACGACUACGGCGAGGACCCGCCCGCGGACGAGACCGCGCUCGUCAACCGCCGCGUCUUCGUCCUCCUCCGCGGCGUCGUCUCCGUGCUCGAGCGCAUGGAGAAGCUCGUCCAGAAGUGA